Exserohilum turcica Et28A is the source of this 1805-nucleotide messenger RNA. RefSeq lists its product as uncharacterized. The record is from RefSeq and is a predicted model, not a curated record. The transcript is spliced from 2 exons. The coding region runs from base 439 to 1527 and encodes 362 amino acids. NCBI's taxonomy places the organism in Eukaryota, Fungi, Ascomycota, Dothideomycetes, Pleosporales, Pleosporaceae.
CGAUGGGCUGUGCCGAGUACACGAGGCUGCAUUAUUACUGACUUGUUCAAUCGCAUCGUUCAACUGCCUCCGAUUCUUCACCGGCAGGCCCCAAUGGAAUGAGCGCUUGGCACCUUGCACGUGCAAACGGCUGCCUGGUCCUCCAGCCUCGUCACUCGUCCUUGAAGCUUGUCUAGACCCAGAGGCUAUGCUUGUCUGACUGCCACUACAGCUGACACGCCUCGGGCCCUGGCUUUCUUUCCAACCUCAUCUCCAAGCAUCGCACGUCUCCAACUUGCUCACCCCAGCAAGCCGAGGGGCUCUACACUCACUGCUGCAGCACAGCCUGGUCAACAGCUGAGCCGUCAGAACUCCAUCUCCAAGUUUACUCACAGCCUUUGAAGUAACUGCAGGCCUCUGGCCUACCGCCUCCUCACUUGGAUAUCACGCUCAUUCCACAUGGACGACCUCUCAUUCCUAGACACGCCUGGCGAGCACAUUCAAGGCAAUGCAAUCCUCAAGGCCGCCCUUCCGGACGGUGAUGUCUGCCUGAUUUCAGACCGUAUCUGCCCCUUCAGGUUUCUCAGUACAUGUCCAUUGUUAUACCACGCAUUCGAAUACGACGUCCAUGGUCGCCUUCAAGCCAGCAUCGAGGCUCCAUCCGAGACUGUGCUGGUCUCGCUGCUUCGCUACUGCUACACUGGUAGCUACCUCCCGCCUAACGCAGACUACGGGCCCAAUCUGCUUCUUCCUCAUGUCGAAAUGUACAAGAUGGCCGAGGACUUUGACAGUCCCGAACUGCAGCUCCUCGCGCACGGCAACUUCUCGUGCCAGGUCGACUUUGCAUGCUGCAUACCCGCCCCUCCACCGGACCUAGUCGAAACAAUACAAUUCGUAUACCGCCACUAUUCCAGCAAACAGGCGCGCCGACAACACGGCCUCAUUGACACGCUCCUCAACUAUAGCGUCUCCAAAUUCAUAUACCACAAACUCGGGGAGAAUGCCGACUUUAUCUGCAUUGCUGCAGGGAUUCCAGAGUUUCGGCAAGACCUGUGUCGCACGAACAUGGAGCGCAACUUCGAAGACGAAUGUGCAUUUGAUAUUAUACGGCUGUGCCUCACCACCCUACAGGUCCAACCCUGUGUCCGCCCCCAAGCGCUUGCCUCAAAAGACGAAUUGCAAGAGGUAUUUAACGGAGACAACAUCGAUCACAUAGAAGAUUCAGAUAACGAGGCCAUGUCCGAUGCUGUUCCUGCUGCAGGGAACAAAGCACACAUGGCAGAGGAUACAAUCGCAAUGGCAGACUCCUCCACCACUACUCUCGUCCACCGACCCAAACCCCCACAGCCCAAUGCAAUGGAGGAUUUCGAGACACCAUCUUCUGACGAAGAAUAUGGCUUCAUGAUGGUGACAUUACCCAAGUCGCAUACCCCUGUUACUCCCGAGAGCCCAAUGUCGAGCCCCGAGGUUGUUCCUACCCCUGUCGUCGAUAUCUUGGCUGCGACCGGCACCGAUUAUUCUUCGGAUAACGAGUGGGACAUGCUAUGAGGGGUACCUUGAGGCACUACUGGGCUGGAGGAUAAAACGUAUAGCUGUUCGCAUGGGCUGCUCAAAAAAAAAUUUUAACUUGCAUGAAUCGCCCCAUGAUUGUUUUGGUUGACUAAUGUUUGUUCGUACCGGGUUAUGAGGGAAAGCAGGCGACAUAAAGAUAUUUACGCAUAUGAAUGUACGAUUCACGCUCGUUUUGGAUACAUGGCAGACUAGUGCUCGUGCUAUUGCAUGAUUCAGAGUUUUUGUAGGUGGUUUAUAGUGUUAGUCUUCAAUAU